Molecule: messenger RNA, 686 nt
Organism: Salvia hispanica
Lineage: Eukaryota; Viridiplantae; Streptophyta; Magnoliopsida; Lamiales; Lamiaceae
Source: RefSeq, a predicted model, not a curated record
CUCUCCUCUUCUUCCUCACUCUCUCUCUCUCUCCUCACCCUCUACGCUCUCCACCACCGCCACCGUCACCGUCACCCCUUCCCCUCCCGCUCCUCCCCCGCCGCCAGCCUAUUCCUCUCCUCCGCCAGCAAAUCCACCGUCUACGUCCUCUCCCAGUUCCGGUCCCUCGGCCUCCCAUCAAUACGGAUUCAACAAAAACCAUCAUCAAAACCCAUCAAACCACAAAAUGCCCCAGCUUCCUCUUCCCCUUCAAUUCGAUCCCGAAUUCCCCCAAAUCCACGCUCAGCGACGAAAUCUUCCUCCCCCAAUCCGUUCAACCUCCCUGAAUUCAACUCCCUUUUAUUCAAUCCUUUGGAUUCCUCUUCCUCCUGCUCUCCCUCUCAGCCCUUCCAGAUGCCCGCUUUUUUACCCCCUAAAUCCGCAAUGCCCUCUCUCUUCACCGCUAAUUUUGAUAAUGGCAGCUUCGAUUUGAGCUGCGAUCAGAGCUACUUUCGCGCUCCGAACGCGGUUUCUGCACCUAUGAUGAUGGGUUUUAACUGAUUUAAUUCUCAAUUUUCGACCCUAGCUGUGGAUUGUGGAGUGGGAUUGAAUCCCAACAGGACUAAGCUGUUGAGGCCUCUCGAGGUUCAGCCGCCGGUGGGAGCGCAGUCGACUCUGUUUCAGAAGAGGGCGGCGCUGCGGCAGAG